AUGUCCUUGGUCUUGUCCUCGGUCUUGGAUCUUGGACCUUGGACCCGCGCAACUGACCGGUCGAGCCUCGUCAGACGCAGCCUUGUUAUGGUCGUCGGGGACCGGCGGAUGGCCACAGUAACUAGCAGAUGGCGAGAAGACGCGUUGCACUUGGUGUCCGUGGGUGUUCCCUUACUUGGCUCAGGAGCCGUCAUGAAUCGAACAGCGCGCGAACCAGUGUGA
Molecule: messenger RNA, 222 nt
Organism: Pyrenophora tritici-repentis Pt-1C-BFP
Lineage: Eukaryota; Fungi; Ascomycota; Dothideomycetes; Pleosporales; Pleosporaceae
Source: RefSeq, a predicted model, not a curated record